CGCAUUUAGCAUUGCGUCCCGCACGUCGACCAUAAGGUGAGUCAUUCGAGGCUGGGUCAGACAGCGAUGGCUCUCGGUGACAUGCAUGCCUCUUGCAAAGGUAGAUGAGGCUGAAUGUUAUGCUCAAAAACCUGGUCAAUCUCCGCUAGGUUCAAGCCCUUGAUUCCCCAGCGCCCGAAGAAGAAGCAUUGCUUCCCACAAUAGAAACCCUAGCAUCUACAUCAAUAUGGACCAAAGGAAGAGCCUGCAAGAUGUUGUCUCCCAACUCCAAAAGAUCCUCUCGACACCCGGUCUACCUACAUCCUCAACCGUACCAGAUAAAGCCUCAAGCAGGCCGGCUCUUAUCCUCCCUCAAGAUACAGCCAGUCUCGACGACCUUCAGUCCAAAGCAGACUCGUCGUCUCCCUUGGCGAACCACACCGGCGACGGCUCAGACUCCAUCGCCCAGCUGGCAUCACAUCUACGCGCGGCCAUCCUCCCGUACCUAAACCUCGCAUCCCUCUCCCCCAACUACUACGGCUUCGUGACCGGCGGAGCCACGCCGGCCGCCCUGCUAGGCGACUUCCUGGCCUCAAUCUACGAUCAAAACGUCCAUGUACACCUCCCAAACGAGACGAUCUCUACGACACUCGAAGUCGUGACCCUGAACUUGCUCACGCAAUUCUUCCGCCUCCCCAAGGACUGGUCCCUCGGCCCCUCCUCAUCCGGCGGAGGGGUAUUCACCACCGGCGCGACAGCAAGCAACAUCCUCGGCCUCGCGCUGGGCCGCGAAUACGUCCUCCGCCAAGCCCUGUUGCGCAAGGGGAUACCUGGUAGCGCCGACGCAAGCUGUGGCGAAUACGGCCUGGCGGAACUCCUCCUUCGGGUAGGGGCGAGCAAGAUCCAAGUCCUCAGCACGCUCCCGCACUCGAGCAUCGCCAAAGCCGCGAGCGUGCUGGGCAUCGGGCGGAGAAACGUCGUCUCAAUUGCAACUGCCCAUUCUUCAUCCGACGGCGACGAUGACUCUCUACGCAUCGACCUCGAGCGGUUACGCACCGAAGCACAAAGGACGGACGUGCUCAACAUCCUUGCCGUGUCCGUAGGGGAAGUCAACACGGGCCGCUUCGCUACGGAUUCGCUCGACGCCAUGCGUCAACUCCGCGAGAUCUGUGACGAGUACGGACUGUGGAUGCACGUUGAUGGGGCGUUUGGCCUGUUCGGUCGCGUUUUGCCGGUGGAAGAUGCCGACUUUGAGGAGUUGGUCAACGGCGUCGAGGGACUGGAGCUGGCGGACUCGAUCACGGGUGAUUGCCAUAAAUUGUUGAACGUCCCGUACGAUUGCGGAGUGUUUUUCACGCGGCAUAAGAAUUUGAGUGAGGAUGUCUUCGGGAAUCCGGGGGCCGCAUAUCUCAAGGCCGCCGCGGGCGAUGGGAUACAAUCCCCUUUGAACAUUGGUCUGGAGAAUUCGCGACGGUUCAGGGCUCUGCCGGUGUAUUGCACGCUCAUGGCGUACGGGAGGGAUGGUUAUGUCGAGAUGUUGAAACGGCAAAUCGGUUUGGCAAGACGGGUGACGCAAUGGUUGAUGAGGGAUGGGAGGUUUGAAGUUCUCCCUCGCGGCGGUGGUCAGAAGGAGAUAUUGGCAAAGACGUAUAUUGUGGUUCUGUUCCGGCUGAGGAAUGAUGAGAAAAAUAGGGACUUUGUGAGAAAAGUCAAUGCGACGGGGAGGAUAUACAUGAGUGGGACGGUCUGGGAGGGUAAACCUGCUGGCCGAAUUGCGGUGAGCAAUUGGCAGGCCGAUGUUGAGAGGGAUGGACAUUUGAUUGAAAGCGUCCUGGAUGAAGUGGCAGGGCAUUGAUGGAAUCUCGGCUUCGAUGGGUGAGACCCUAGUAGGAAAGGGCUCGAAAAGGCCAGGAAUUGCACAUACUGAGAAAUUUGAAGUUGAAAACGAUCGAGAAGCUAAAGGAAUUCAAAGAAUCAGAACGCCGGUCGAGGAUUGACUGGCGUUAAUACGGAGAGCAAAGUCUUAGGAUUGAGCCCUCUACAUAUACCUGCUUGAAGGAGAGAACGACGCUCAAAAUACGGC
Messenger RNA from Exophiala xenobiotica, 2062 nucleotides. RefSeq lists its product as uncharacterized. Bases 227 to 1834 code for a protein of 535 amino acids. The transcript has a single exon. NCBI's taxonomy places the organism in Eukaryota, Fungi, Ascomycota, Eurotiomycetes, Chaetothyriales, Herpotrichiellaceae. Gene Ontology annotation, molecular function: carbon-carbon lyase activity; pyridoxal phosphate binding. The record is from RefSeq and is a predicted model, not a curated record. Gene Ontology annotation, biological process: carboxylic acid metabolic process.